Lathyrus sativus (Indian pea) is the source of this 384-nucleotide messenger RNA. The record is from the annotation of a GenBank genome assembly. NCBI's taxonomy places the organism in Eukaryota, Viridiplantae, Streptophyta, Magnoliopsida, Fabales, Fabaceae.
AUGAAUUCACAACCAAACACGCAAUCAACAAAUAUAUGGAGCCUCAACACUUUGUUAAGUUUAAAACAGAGAGCAAGGGAUCUCGUUGGACAUCGUUACCUUAAGUACUUGCUUGUUGGAAGUCUCUACCAGCUUGGCAUCAUAUCAUUACAAAGGCUUGCAAACAAAUACAUAAUUGUGACUUUGCUACGGCUUGGACAAACCCCAACAAUGGUUGUUUCAUCAACUAGGCUAGCAAAUGAAGCGUUGAAGACUAAUGUUGCACUUGAAAUCCAACCACGAAAUAUACCUGAUGAAGAUCAUGAAAUUCUUGAAGAAUUCAAUGUUGUUAUCCUACCAAAAGAGGAACAAAGACAACCUCCUAUCCAUAUAUGUUUCAUAUAA